This is a messenger RNA of Aspergillus homomorphus CBS 101889, 1005 nucleotides long. Its product is annotated as putative short-chain dehydrogenase/reductase family protein. NCBI's taxonomy places the organism in Eukaryota, Fungi, Ascomycota, Eurotiomycetes, Eurotiales, Aspergillaceae. Bases 1 to 1005 code for a protein of 334 amino acids. The transcript is spliced from 2 exons. The record is from RefSeq and is a predicted model, not a curated record.
AUGGCAGGGAUACUUCGUCUGCGUCGGUCGCGACGCAAUAUCCCGGUUGAUCCUAGUGGAGUGUCGUUCGCAGGGAAGACAGUGGUCUUGACUGGCGCAACCUCCGGGCUGGGGUUCGAGGCGGCCAUCAAACUACUCAGCCUGGGUGUCGAGUCACUCAUCAUCAGCAGCCGUGACUUGCACAAAGGCGAAGCGGCCAAGGAGGAGCUUGAACGGCGCACCAACAGGCCGGGCGUGGUGCAAGUAUGGCCGUUAGAGAUGAACAGCUUCCAGAGCGUCAAGAGCUUCGCGGAGCGUGUGAACGAGGAAGUACAACGGUUGGACAUUGCAAUACUCAACGCGGGCUUAUGGAAUAGAGACUUCACCGUCUCGCCGGAAGGAUGGGAGGAGACAAUGCAGGUCAACACACUCUCUACAUCCUUCUUGGCCAUCCUUCUCCUCCCUAAACUGCGGAGCAGUUCGACGCCAGCGCAACCGACACAUCUCACGAUCGUCUCCAGUCAACAGUUCGUUCGGGUCAAAGCGCAGAGCCUCCGGUCGGAAGAGCCGUUACUCAAGCACUUGAACGAUCCCCGCCAUUUCAUAGGUCGCCGACAGUACGGGAUCUCCAAGCUUCUCUUGGAGUAUAUGCUCAAGACGAUCGCUGGGAUGGUCCGCAGGGCGGACGGAACGGUGCCUGUGAUCGUUAACUCUGUGAGUCCUGGCUUUUGUGCCUCGUCACUCGGACGGCAGUAUCGUAGAUUUUACGAGCGAUGGCUGUCUUGGCUGGCGUAUAAACUCUUUGCGCGCACAGCUGAGCAAGGCAGCCGAUCGCUGGUAAGUGCGACCUAUCAAGGGGUGGAGUCUCAUGGCAAGUGCUGGAGAAACGACGGAUAUCUCGAUGAAUCGAUCGCAUUAACGACCGGAGCGGAAGGACAACGGUUUCGGAAUCUUGCUUGGAAUGAGAUCGUGUCUAUUUUGAAUGAACAAGAGGAGGGUCUGGAGCGGUUGAUCGAGGGUUCGUGA